Elaeis guineensis (African oil palm) is the source of this 1135-nucleotide messenger RNA. RefSeq lists its product as uncharacterized. The record is from RefSeq and is a predicted model, not a curated record. Lineage: Eukaryota; Viridiplantae; Streptophyta; Magnoliopsida; Arecales; Arecaceae.
AUCAACUCGACGGGCCAGACCGAUCCGUGGCUGGCCUCAUGCAUUGUUCCCUCGUGAUGGGCAGCGGUUUCCAUCCUCACAAUCAGCUACUUCGAGUGGAAAUCAGAGACCUAGGGCCGCCGGAACCCUAGGUUUCCUCUAUAAAUAGGAACCAUGUCCCUCCACCACCCUCCACCACCGAGCAGCGCCCCUCAUCCUCUCUUUUCCCUUCUUUUUCUCCCUUAUGUUUGCCGUUCCCUAGCACUGUGCCCGCUAGAAAAUUGGGCCUGCAGAUGCUGCCGGAGCAAAGCCACCGGCGUCGCCGCCCCCUGACGCUGAACCUUUGACCGAACUCUCUAGGCCUCUCCAUGAUCCUGCUGAUGAAGCCAUGGCCACUGGUGAACAGCCGUGUCCAAAUCAAAGCAAAUGCCCCAAUUCCCUUAUUUUUUUGGCCUUUUUCCUUUAUUUUCGAUCGUCGACCGUGCCCCCUAGCAUGGUUUCGAGCAACCCUGGCCUCCCCUUCCUCUUCUAAGAAAGGCAAAGCAUUCUUCUUUGUCUCUUAUUUCUCUCUCUUCUCCCUCUUUUUCUCUCUAAGCAAACCCAUGGAGUUGAGCACAGAGAGUCCUGUCACUCUUUCCUGCGAACCUAAGUUGACUCUAGCAAAGCGGCUCUGAACUGUCUUCAUGAUCGAGCAGCCUGUGGGACGGAUCACUCUCGUCUUUAUCGAGUACCCCAAUCCACUAUCUGCAAUCCUUGUCAAACAUCUUGGUGGAGGUGGAAGCACGUGUUAUUCAACAAACCAAGCUGGCCACUGUCUUCAGAAACUGCAUGCUUCAAAUUUAGUGUUGAGCCAGGGAACGCCGUCUCCACUCUGUGGCAUGUCUAGAAGCAGCAGUGAGGAUUUUGCGGAGCGGUAUUCUAAGCAAUCCGACUGUUGGACAUGGCUGUUGAGAAACAGAGCAGGCGAGUGGAAGGCUAUCUCAUCGGCACCCGAUGGCAGAAGAGCUUCUGGCUCUUGGCCUAAAUAACCAAGGUUUUGUGAUAAACCUCUCCGUUCUCUAGUAAAGAUAACCUCUGUUGCAUUGUAUUCAGCUCUUGUAAAGCAAACCUUGACCUGACCCCAUCCACAUGUGCUUCUGCUGGCAUUCGUUGAUCU